GACGUUCGUAGUAGCGUAAUUGCAGACAGAACGUUUUCAUUUUAUAACUUCUUUUUAUGUCGUUUGAAAAAUAAAAGUUGUUUAUGUAGUUCGGAUAGCAGUGGGAAUAUAUAGUUGCAAUUUUUUAAUUGAAUUAGUUUCUUAUCAAUUAGCGUUAAUUAAUUAUCAUGAAUACGUCGUCAUCGUUCACCCAUACCGCUGGUUCCAGAUUAACUUAUCCGCGAAACAGUUCUGCCCCGAGAAAGUCGCUCCUUGGUGGACCGAAAAAACUACCAACAUCUGGCCGGUACAGCGUCUCUGGCCGUUCGAAUCAGUCCACAAAGAUAAUUGCAAGAUCGGAAAAUAAUAUCAUCGAAUCGUAUGGUCUGCCGCUGCCUGUGUUAGUAAAUGAAGCACUGACAUUUUCCGAACGAAGUGCCACAGUUUCAGUUAAUUGCAAUAACAAUGGUUGGGCUUGGGCUGUUUGCGGCCGCAAACUGUAUGUGUGGCCGUACAAAGAAAAUUCAAAUUUGAAUGAAUCCAUCCGAACGCCUCGUCGGGCCACAACUAGUCAAUGUCGCGAACUUACGCUACCCCAUUGUGACAUCGGUCAUAAAGCAUCGCUGGUGACUGUAUUCACAAUUGACGAUCAACAAUUUGCGUCUUGUUUGGCUGUGUCUCCAACUGGCGAAAUUCGCUACUGGCCCUCAGUGGCCCAUGAUGGCUCGUCCAUUGAUGUAACCGAAAUUCUGGAAGGUCAAGAAUUCGACGAAUUGUUCAAUAUAUCGCCGGUGGGAUACAUUCUAGUCACCACCACUUGCAAUUUGGUGUUGCUGCAACUGCAAUUAAGCGGAUCACGAUACUCAAUCGUUCAUCGGGCUAUUCGACCACCGACGGGUAUUUUGGGAGGGAUUGGUAAACGAUUUUCGAUGAUUUUUGCCAUGAGUAGCAGUCAGGAGAAAGAAAAUAAACUGAUCAGAAUGUGUGGUGAGUCUUCAAAGUCACAAGACGGAAGUUGGAUAGUUUCAUUACUGGCAGACAAGUGGAUUCAACGAUGGAAAAUUCAGGCAACCGGUGCGGAAACAUUUUUAUUCGAAGACCACGAGAUACUUAACAAGGUGUUCAACGUAUUCCACAAGAAAUUGUGGAGCAAUCGAGACUCCACUGGCAUCGAAGUAAAAUUCGUUGACAUGCAAACAAUUGAUUCGAAGAUCGUGGUUCUGGCGUCCGCUUUAAAUUUUGCGCACACACCACAAGUAUUCUAUGCAUUGAUCACGCUCGUCGAGGAGAAUCAAUCGUUUGCUGUUGCGAACUAUUGUCAGAUGAAGCACAACACAUUCUAUACCGGCAAUCCAGUGACCGAUGUUGCUCGAAUGAAAUUCACGAUGACACGGAAUGCGGCGUACAUUUAUGAAGACAAGACAGUGAUUCAGGUGUAUUUGAACGGCCUGAACGAUGAAAACGAGAAAAUCGAAUUGCCAGUGCAAGGUGACAAAAUAAUGGCAGCGGCCGUGCAUAAUGGAAUUCCGAUGUUCUUUUCACGGUUGAACGGCCUGGUGUGUAUUACGGCUGCAGACUUUGAACAGAACGACUUUUUUAAUGGCUCCAUCACAUCGGACGUAUUUGGCGCUCAUCCGACUGAUCAUUCCUUUCUCAGUGCAUCGAAUGCCAACCUGGACAAUCCAUGCAAUCUGUCCAUGUACGAAUUGAAUCCCGACGAAGUGUACGACGCAGAGGAAAAGAAUCAACUGAAGGCCGCUUUCAUCUACCAUUUGAAGAAGAAUUUCGACAAAACCACAGAAAUAUUGUCGGGCCUGCUGGAAAAUCGCAAUUCAUCGACGAACAUCAAUCGGAUUGUGAUUGAAAUUGCUAAAGAUCUGGCCGAAGAUGUACCCGCAUCGGAUCCUCGUUGGGAACAAAUUAAAAUGUCGAAAAAUGCACUUGGCAGCUCGUUUUCCAUGCAGAUUAUCCAACAGCUGAAGGAGAAGAAACUUGCGUACAAUAUUUUCAUCGAAUUCUUGCAUUCCACGGACAUUUGGACAAAGUUGGGAACGGUUACUGACAGAGGAAGCGUAAAGUCAACUUGCCAUCUGUUGUCCGAUAUUGGUGAGAAAAUAGUUGCAGCGAUUUCCCUGAAGCAAAUUCACAACAACUACGCAAAGCUCAUCGACGAAGCUAUACAAACAUUACUGGUUCAACGCAACGAACAAGUCCAUGUGAGUCUAACCGCUCAAGAUUUGUUUUACGUGAAAAUCGUAGAGAUCCAGGACAUUUUCCGAUUGCUAUCCAAUGUGAACGACGACAAUGUUCAAAGUCAACAGUCCUCGUCACGCAUUUCGUCAGUGUUGAGCGAUGUGAAUACCAUCAUAUUGACCGUUCUCACCGAUGUCAUGAAAUAUCGUGAGUUAAAAUCUGGCCAAUUCGUACUACCAGCACACAUACAAAAUGACUUUGAAUACUUGCCAUGGACAGCAGCAUCCGGCAAAAAUGGUCUACGGGACAUUCUGCUCCAUCAAAUUUCUAUUACAUUGAAACAUGGAAUCCGAUCAACCGGUGAACCGGAGUUGCGUCAGCGUCACUACAGGCAAUUGGUUGACUUGGUUGAUUUUGUUUUGGAUGGCCGAAAAGCGUAUUUGGAAAGCAUCAAGGAUACAGAUAAAUACGGGGUUAUGGUACAGCAGUACGAAUCACAGCGCAGUGAUUUGAUUUACCCGUUCGUCCACGACGGCCAGUACGAACUUGCGAUCAAGCUAGCCGAGAAGUAUCUAGACUUUCAAAUUCUGGUUCAAAUAUGCGAUCAGACGGCGAAUCAAGAUCGCCUCGACGAAUACAUCGAAAAGUACAAGGAAAUGGAAUUUUCACAGUUUGCCAUCAAUUGGCACCUGCGACAAAAUAAAAGGGGCGAUCUGUUCGAACGAUUCAAGCAUAAUCAGGCCGAAUUAUCGAAAUUUCUUGGCGAUCAUCCGUCGUUGGCCUGGGUGCAAUGCAUAUUCAAUGGUGAUUUAGGCAGAGCGGCUAAGAUAUUGACAAUGUUGGCACAAAACGAAACGGAAUUGGUACAGAGGAAGAAGACUAUGCUGUCGCUGGCCAAGCUGGCAUGUACUGCCGCCGAUGAGGAUAUGAGCGUACAGUUGAGUGUAAUCAAUGUGGAAUUGUUCAUCAUCGGAUAUCAAGAGAUCAUACCCGAUCACUUACUUAGUGUAUUCGGUUACGAUUUGAUGAACCCGCGAGUAUUGAAACCGGAAGAAAUUAUCAACUUGCUGAUUUCUGAAGAAAAUGACUCGGCUACAGAAGACGACUACAGACGAGCGUUAGAGUUACUCAAUCAUGUCGAAGACUCAAUUGAUGUGAGGCACAAAAUAUGGUGCAGUGUCAUAUUGCGUGACAAUUGGACUACGUACAACAUAAAUGCACCGCUGAAUGAUCUACAGAAUAUGCUGCUGUUCAAACUGAUUGACCUGUGCUUCGUACUAGGUUCAAAUAUUGAAGAUUUCCUACCUCCGAUCGAAGACUUUUUGGAAGCACCUGAACUGGCAUCGCUAACUUCUCUCAAGUCAUUCCAGUUUCUACUUAAGCUGGGCUAUGAACACAUUAACGACUCGUACAAACAGAAAGCCAUCGAGUAGAUUUGUUUUUUUUUUAACCAAAAACUGUCAGUCAACCAAUUUGAUUCAACGAUAAAUUGAUGUAACGUCACCUUGACCAUAAUUUCAAUCACCAAAAACGUUGAUAAUUAAUCUAACUGAAAAAUAAAAAGUUUUUUUUUUUACUGUUCA
Molecule: messenger RNA, 3755 nt
Organism: Bradysia coprophila
Lineage: Eukaryota; Metazoa; Arthropoda; Insecta; Diptera; Sciaridae
Gene: Nup133
Product: nuclear pore complex protein Nup133
Biological process (GO): protein import into nucleus; poly(A)+ mRNA export from nucleus; transcription-dependent tethering of RNA polymerase II gene DNA at nuclear periphery
Cellular component (GO): nuclear pore outer ring
Molecular function (GO): protein binding; structural constituent of nuclear pore
Source: RefSeq, a predicted model, not a curated record